Molecule: messenger RNA, 3743 nt
Organism: Pygocentrus nattereri (red-bellied piranha)
Lineage: Eukaryota; Metazoa; Chordata; Actinopteri; Characiformes; Serrasalmidae
Gene: pacs2
Product: phosphofurin acidic cluster sorting protein 2
Exons: 25
Coding region: 258-2921 (887 amino acids)
Biological process (GO): protein localization to plasma membrane
Molecular function (GO): transmembrane transporter binding
Source: RefSeq, a predicted model, not a curated record
UGAGAAAGAAAACAGAGCGAACGCGCGAGCGGCUGGUGCGCUGCAGCUCUCGGGUCUCGCGGUCAGCCGGUGACGGGCGCGAGGCUAUAAAUAACAGCCCCGAUAUUAGAGAUAAAUAAACAGGACUGCAGGGACGACAUGAGGAGAGCCGCGGCGCCGUGAACGGAGCACGAGCGCACGGAGGACUCCGAUUCUUUCAGAAGUCCAGCGUGUGUGUGUGUGUGUGUGUGUGUGUGUGUGUGCCCCGCGCGCUCAGCAUGGCGGAGAGAGGAGGGUCCCGGCUCAGCUUCCCCGGGAGCGCGCUUAACACGCCGGUUCCCAUGAACCUGUUCGCCACGUGGGAAAUAGACGGCUCCUCUCCACACUGCAUCCCCAGGCUGUGCAGUCUGACGCUGAAGAAGUUGGUGGUUCUGAGGGAGUUGGAUAAAGAGCUGAUCUCGGUCGUCAUCGCUGUAAAAAUCCAGGGCUCCAAGCGUAUCCUGCGCUCUCAUGAGAUCAUGCUGCCCCCUACUGGAGCGGUGGAGACUGACCUGGCUCUCACCUUCUCUCUGCAGUAUCCUCACUUCCUGAAGCGAGAGGGCAAUAAGCUGCAGAUUCUGCUCCAGAGGAGGAAGCGCUACAAGAACAGAACCAUUCUGGGCUAUAAGACCCUCGCCGCUGGAUCUGUGGACAUGGCUGAGGUGAUGCAGCACCCUGCUGAGGGGGGUCAGGUUCUCUCUCUCUGCAGCCAUCAGAAGGAUCUCCAGGGUAAAGUGGCUGAGAUCUGGAUUUACUCUCUGUCCAGUCAGCCUAUCGACCACGAGGAGGCAGCAAUGCUGGGACAGAAGAUCAAAUGCUCCGAUAAUUACUCUGAGGAGGAGUACGAGAGUUUCUCUUCAGAGCAGGAGGCCAGUGAUGAUGCGGUACAGGGGCAGGACCUUGAAGAUGACGAGUUUGAUGUGAGGAAGCCUAAAAAACAGCGCAGAUCAAUCGUACGGACAGCGUCCAUCACAAGACAGCAGAACUUUAAGCAGCGUGUUGUCGCUCUGCUGAAGCGUUUCCGCGUCUCUGAUGAGGUGUUGGAUUCAGAGCAGGACCCCGCGGAGCCCCCCCCGGAGGUGGAGGAGGAGGAUUUGGAGAGCUUGGACUUUGAGAACCCGAGCGACAGCGGGCCGGAACUGGACGACGACGACAGCGUCCUCAGCACGCCCAAACCACAACUGAAGCCGUAUUUCGAGGGCGUGUCUCUCUCGAGCUCUCAGACGGAGAUCGGCAGCAUUCACAGCAUCAGGAGCCACAGAGAACCACCCAGUCCUAUGGAGCCUGAUAAGCUGAAGUCUGUUGGAGGGAAGUUUCAGGUGGAUGAAGCUCCUGACAGUGUUACAUUUGGGCAGCCAGAGGUCGUGACUCCUACCACAGAGUUAGAAAUGAUGGACAAUAUGGACACCUUCCUGGAGAAGCUGCCCCCUACUGGCAAAAUGACCAAAACGGAAUCACUGAUCAUUACCUCCAACAGGCAGGAGCCGAAGCUGGCCGGCCGCAGGGGGAGGAGCACGUCUCUAAAGGAACGGCAGACCAGCCGGCCGCCCAAUGAGAGAGCCAACAGCCUGGACAACGAACGCUCACUGGACCCACGCUGCCACCUGCAGAUUCCACGCAAAACAGUUUAUGACCAGCUGAACCACAUCCUGGUGUCUGACGACCAUCUUCCUGACAGCAUUAUCCUCAUAAACACCUCAGACUGGCAGGGCCAGUAUCUCUCCGAUGUCCUCCAGAAUCAUGGUCUCCCUGUAGUUUGUACCUGCACCACGGCCGACAUUCAGGCAGCCUUCAACACCAUCGUCUCUCGGAUACAGCGAUUUUGUAACAGUAACUCCAUCACUCCUGCACCGGUGAAAAUAGCCGUAGCAGGUGCUCAGCAUUACCUGUCCGCUGUGCUCCGCCUCUUUGUGGACCACCUGACCCAUAAGACUCCUGAUUGGCUCGGCUACCUGCGCUUCCUCAUCAUCCCACUGGGAGCCCACCCGGUCUCAAAGUACCUGGCCAGUAUAGAUUACAGGUAUAGCAGUCUGUUUCAGGACUCAGCGUGGAGGGACUUAUUCUUUAAAACUGAGGCUCCCGUUGUUGUGCAGGAUAAUCCAGAUGUGGUCGCCAGGGUAACGCAGUACAUGCUGGGGGCUAAUGGAGCUCAUCAGCUGCCCAUAGCGGAGGCCAUGCUAACGUACAAACAGAAGAGGAAAAAGAGCUUUCAUUUUGAUUUUGCAGUAAGCCCGGAUGAGGAUUCCUGUCAGAAAUUCAUCCCGUUUAUUGGGAUGGUGAAGGUGGGGAUUGUUGAACACAGCUCUGCAGCAUCAGGUGAUUCAGAUGAUGCUGCUCCAAUGGGUUCUCUCCUCUCCUCCACUCCUCCUCAGAUAUCUCCAGCUCUUAAAGAAGCUUCUCCUACUCCUCCCUCCUCUCCGUCCGUUCAUUCACCUUUCUCCAGUUCUCCGGGCGGCGGGCAGGGGGAGCUGAUGGGUCUGCAGGUGGAUUACUGGGUGGCUCCGACGGAGAGGAAGAGAGACAUGGAGAAGAGAGACUCCUCCUCCAAGAAUACGCUCAAGUGCACCUUUCGCUCGCUGCAGGUUAGCCGCCUCCCACCAGGCGGGGCGGAGGCGGGGCCACAGCCGACCAUGUCCAUGACUGUAGUGACCAAGGAGAAGAACAAGAAAGUGAUGUUUCUGCCCAAGAAGACGAAAGAUAAAGAGGUGGAGUCUAAGAGUCAGGUGAUCGAGGGAAUCAGCCGGUUAAUCUGCACUGCCAAGCACCAGCAAACCAUGCUCAAAGUGUUGAUAGACGGCGUCGAGUGGAACGAUGUGAAGUUUUUCCAGCUGGCUGCUCAGUGGUCAUCUCACGUGAAGCACUUCCCCCUGGCCAUUUUCGGACACUCCAAGGGGCCGUACUGAAACGGCGCCCUCUACUGACCCUCCACCUGUUUGUCCAUCCUUUAUGUGCCAACUGCCUUUAACGCCCCGCUGCCGUCCAGUUCCGUCCUCACGUCUUAAUUUAAACACCUGCUUUUAUUUUUUGUCAGUUUAUUUAGUUUUGUUGUUUUUUCUGACAGACGGGCAGCAGGGUGGCGCUUUUCUCCCAGCGAGCAUUUAAACCCUCCUUUGUUUUUAGAGCCUAACUGAAGACUAAUGAACUGAUCGUAUGGAUUGAUUAACUGGCUAACUGAUGGCUGCCCCCCCCAUACACACACACAGACGGGAAAUCAGGAAAAGAUGCUGGUGCUUCCCCCUAAGAAUGAACAGCAUCGUCCUGCACCUCAUCACUGAAGGACCUGCACUGACUGAAGCUCUGAAAUACUCACCGGACUGUUCUGCAGUGACCCCCCUGCAGGCUUUCACCACCAACCCCAAGAUCAGCUUCAUCCCCUCUGGAGUCUCCGGUUGUUUGCCCUCUCUGAAAGUGAUAGUUCAGCCAAAAAUCAGCCCCUUUACCCCAAACGUAGCCGGAAUGUUCUGGAUGUGUUGUGGGAGGGGAGGGAUGCAGGGCAGGAGGCAGCAGCAGGGCAGAACGAGGGUUUAAUGAAGGCUCUUCUCAACACAAGCAGAGUGAAAAGAGAAAGACGAAACGGCGGCUUCUUCUCACUGCGGCUGUGCGGUUAUUCUCUCUCUCUCUCUCUCUCUCUGUCUCUCUGUCUCUCUCUCUCUCUCUCUCUCUCUCUCUGUCUCUCUCUCUCUCUCUCUCUCUCUCUCUCUCUCUCUCUCUCUCUGUCUCUCUGU